AGUAUAUGGUAAUUAUUAUUAUAUUGCAUGACUUUCUUUAUGAUAACGUUUUAAUGUUUGGUAUAGGCCCUUUUAGAACAUGGUCGUCCGUGGAUGAAGUUUAUAUCAGAAUAUAAAGAUUUAGUGGCACGUAUCCGAUACAGACAUGGUUUAGAGAAACAGUCGUGUCGUGUAGAUCUUAAACAGCUGGAGGACUUUCUAAACAGGAAACAUAUGUAUGAGAAAACGUUCCGACAAUUUGCACCAAGUGGAAAGCUGCAUAAAGUUGAUCUCUUGGAAUAUUUCAACAGAUGUGACUUAUGGCCAACACAGCGGGAAAUAAACAAUAGUUUUGACACCAUUUUCAGAGGUUCCAGAAAUACUGCAGAAGUUGUAUUUUUGUUGGAUUGUUCAACCAGUACUGGUAUAGUAGGAUUCCAUAACCUGAUCAAGUUUGUACAAGAUCUCGUGCGUACACUCGAUAUUGCCCCAGACAAAACACGAGUUGGUGUUGUUCCAUUUAACGAAGACAUCUUCAGCUCUUUUAGUUUAUCGAAGUAUGAUAACAAGAAAGAGCUAUUAGAAGCAAUAUCGCGUGUCAAGCUCUGGCAUGGAUUGACACGGACAGACCUUGCUCUCCGGGUAAUGAGAGGCAUGUUCAAGGACUCACGACCUGGCGUCCAGAAAAUUGGUUUAGUGUUGACUGAUGGUCAAUCCACAUACAACGACAAAACGAUAAAGGAAGCACAACUUUCACAUGAGAUGGGGAUACAGAUGUUUGCAAUCGGUAUGGGCAGCAAAGUUGAUUUGUCUGAAUUACAACACAUAGCAACAAAUCCCGACAGCCUAUUUCAUAUCCAUGACGCUGGUUCCCUGGGCGUCAUUCGUAGGCAAAUCGAGAAAAGACUUUGUCUUGAUAUACCACAAUAUACACCAAUCAAAGCAUCAAGUACAAGCCAUAUCUGCCGACCUAUUGACCAAUCAGAAGCGCUAGAAGUUAUCUGGACCUGCUAUCCGCCAUUGGUGUGCGGAAUUACCCGAUCUUCCAGGUGGAUAAGGCCGAUAGUGAAAGGGAAAGAAGCGUGGUCAUUGCUAGACGAUGAUAUAAUAAGAGCAACAGGAAUGAAGGCGUGUUUACGGCUGGUUAUCCAAUCACGACUGCAGCGUCAUGGUUAUAUCACAGUGCCAUCUGACGUCAGAGAUGACGUAGAGCAAGUGACAAGUGAAACUGAAGCAUUGCAAAUCAUUGAAAAAUUCAUUGAAGAUCAGAUGAAAAGUAAAUAAAAGAACAAAUUCAUUGAAAUUCAGAUAAAAAAAGUAGAUCUUGAAGAACAAUAUCAUUUUUGAGAUCAGAUGAUAUUUCAAUAAAUUAAAGAACGUUUAUGUUUAACUAACAGGCCCACUGCAAAAGCUUAAAUUUUUGUUUGUUUUGAUGGGUGUAAAGUUCUAUAAGCUAGCUGUAUAAGUUCCACACAUAUAAGAAACCACAGCAUUGAAGGGCAAGGUCUGAAAUCAGCGACCACAAUGCAAGAGCUUAAAAUCUAUAAUUGUUAUCUUCUGC
Ruditapes philippinarum (Manila clam) is the source of this 1540-nucleotide messenger RNA. RefSeq names its product collagen alpha-1(XIV) chain-like. Bases 94 to 1263 code for a protein of 389 amino acids. NCBI's taxonomy places the organism in Eukaryota, Metazoa, Mollusca, Bivalvia, Venerida, Veneridae. The transcript is spliced from 8 exons. The record is from RefSeq and is a predicted model, not a curated record.